Molecule: messenger RNA, 663 nt
Organism: Schizophyllum commune H4-8
Lineage: Eukaryota; Fungi; Basidiomycota; Agaricomycetes; Agaricales; Schizophyllaceae
Exons: 1
Coding region: 1-663 (220 amino acids)
Source: RefSeq, a predicted model, not a curated record
AUGCUUAUAGGGCACUGUGUUGCAACAAUUCCCACUAAUUAUAAGGUUGUAACUACAACGGUUUGUUGCAACAUCUGUUGCAACAAAACCCUACGGCUACCAGUACACUACUGGCCUGUCGGACAUUGCCGAGCAGGCCGCCACCGUCGUCGUCGUCACCGAAACCCCGCCGCCACCGUUCGCGACGCGCUCGUCGUCGUCGCGCCGCCGCCCGCUCCCCGACGCGCACCCACGUGCUGCCCGCCGCGCCCGCCGAUCCUUCCCACGCGCCUACCGACACGCCACCCAGCCGUUCACCGCCCCGACGCGCGCUCGCGCCGCCUUUCCCACGCUCCGCUCGCCGUGCUGACGGUCGCGCGCGCUCGCCCUCGCGGUCGCACGUGCAUCCGCGAGCGUGGCGCUCGAAAUCGCGCUCUCGGCAGAUGCCGAGAGCGCACCCACUGCCCUCGCGCUCGAUCAAUCAGCGCCUGGAACGCGCACCCCGCCGCUCUCGGCCGAAACCGUCAGCGCGCACCAGCCGUUGGGCUGCGGAUAUGCGGCGAAUGCCGAAUUCCUGCCCGCCCCUCGGGAAGCGUUGGCAUCGGUCGACGCGCACAUGCAUCCGCACGAUCGACAGAGUGCGCGGGCACGCCCACUUCCCGCGACACUCAUCCGCGAAGAUGA